AUGAAUAAACUUUUUACCCUUAAACCAGCGAAAGAAAAGGAAUUACUAAAAGCGGCCAAACCGGUAGUAGCAAUUUUCUCAGCCAUUAGUAGUCUACAAAAAGAAAUCGACGAAAAAGACAAAAAAAUAAAAAGUAAGCAAAAAACUCCAGAAGAGAUUGAAGAAUUAAAAAAUGAAUUAAAGAAAAAAGAAAAGGAAUUACAAAAACUGGGAGAGAAAAAAGUCAAUGAAGGCAAGAAAGCCAUUCGGUUCCUACUUCACUAUAAUCAAAAUUUGGUCAAGUAUAUUGUCAAAGGAUAUUCCUCUUUUGGUGGAAAAGUUGACCCAGAGGAAUUGACUGCCGAAGGAAUUUCCUCUCUCCCCAAGGCCAUUGAAAAGUUUGACUUAAACAGCAAAAAUCGGGGUGGAGUUAAAGAAAAAAAAAGUGUAAUUUAUUAUGACAGUGAUUAUCAAAACGAUGACAAGGAAAGUAAAACCUACUCACUAUUAGAAACCUUGCAUGAUGACGAAAAUGCCGAGUUAACUGCCGAACAGGUAAAACCCUCCAAUUUGUUGGAUAUUUAUUAUCUAGCAACCGAAGAAGAAAAAAAGGAAUUAAAGAAAAAAAUGAAAUUAAACAACAAAUCUAGUCUAGAAUUGUUGCAAAAAUACUCCUUAGAAGAAAAAAAAAUUCACAGUCUACCCUUAGUGAAAAAUUAUUUGUCAUUAUUCACCAAAAAUUACAACUUUGCAGAAAUCAGCAAAAUCCUGGAGUCCGAAAUACUUUUGGAUCGCCAAGAAGAAUUUCGCACUAACUCGGACAAAAUAAUUAUUGUUAAAGUUCGUUUGGUCUAUCUACCUGGUAUCAAUAAAUCGGGGAUAUGUAAGAAAAUAGGGGUAUUAAAACCAAGAAAACCUAAUUCUGCUAAUCGAGCUUACGCACGGAUCAUUCUCAAAAACAAAAAAGAAAUUACGGUCUACAUCCCGGGUGAAAAACAUAAUCUUCAAGAAUAUUCCUCAGUUUUAAUUAGUGGUGGUGGAGCCCAAGACUUGCCCGGAGUAAAAUACCAUGUUAUUCGUGGCCAUGCUGAUACCGAAGGAGUAAAAGACCGCAAACAAGUUGGUAGUAGUUUUCUAAUUAUUAGAAAUAAUUCAAAACAAAAUAGUAAUUCCCCUAGUGAUAAACCUUCUAAGGAGGAAAAGCCCGCCCCACCCCAAAAGGGUAAUCCCCCUCCCGACCAGCCAAGCGAAGAAGAAAGCAAUUGCCCUUAUUUGAAUGAGGCUAAUUUAACUACUUCUGACCCAGAACCCAAAAAAACGUGUAUUGGCGAUGAUUUAGCAGAGUGGAGAAAGAUAUCUCCUUCUUAUAUUAUUAACCUUUGA
This is a messenger RNA of Ambispora leptoticha, 1362 nucleotides long. The record is from the annotation of a GenBank genome assembly. Lineage: Eukaryota; Fungi; Glomeromycota; Glomeromycetes; Archaeosporales; Ambisporaceae.